This is a messenger RNA of Pteronotus mesoamericanus, 6530 nucleotides long. It is a transcript of the gene BRD4, whose product is annotated as bromodomain containing 4. Gene Ontology annotation, biological process: regulation of DNA-templated transcription; chromatin remodeling. Lineage: Eukaryota; Metazoa; Chordata; Mammalia; Chiroptera; Mormoopidae. The record is from RefSeq and is a predicted model, not a curated record. Gene Ontology annotation, cellular component: chromatin; nucleus. The transcript has 19 exons. The coding region runs from base 279 to 4487 and encodes 1402 amino acids.
AGUGCGCUGGCGGCGGCGGCGGCGGCGGCGGCGGCGGCGGCAGGGCUGUUUGUUCUGCUCUCCCGUAGCCGAGAAGCCGAAGCAGUGGCUGCGACGGUGGCGGCUACCGGCGGUAUUCGCCGGCGAGCGGGGCCUGUGAGCGCGGCGGAGCGGCGGGCGCGACGGGCGGGCCCCGGCGCCGCAUAGCAGCCCAAGGAGGAGGUUGCGGCGGCUGGCGGAGGCGGCGUGCGGCCUAGCGUCUCAGAGUGCCUGGUGAAGAAUGUGAUGGGAUCAGUAGCAUGUCUGCGGAGAGCGGCCCUGGGACGAGAUUAAGAAAUCUGCCCGUAAUGGGGGAUGGACUAGAAACUACCCAGAUGUCUACAACACAGGCCCAGGCCCAACCCCAGCAAGCCAACACAGCCAGCACCAACCCCCCACCCCCGGAGACCUCCAACCCCAACAAGCCCAAGAGGCAGACCAACCAACUGCAAUAUCUGCUCAAAGUGGUGCUCAAGACACUAUGGAAACACCAGUUUGCGUGGCCUUUCCAGCAGCCUGUGGACGCCGUCAAGCUAAACCUCCCUGAUUACUAUAAGAUCAUUAAAACACCUAUGGAUAUGGGAACAAUAAAGAAGCGCUUGGAAAACAACUAUUACUGGAAUGCUCAGGAAUGUAUCCAGGACUUCAACACUAUGUUUACAAACUGUUACAUCUACAACAAGCCUGGAGAUGACAUAGUCUUAAUGGCAGAAGCUCUGGAGAAGCUUUUCUUGCAAAAAAUCAAUGAACUGCCCACAGAAGAAACGGAGAUCAUGAUAGUCCAGGCAAAAGGAAGAGGACGUGGGAGAAAAGAAACAGGGACAGCAAAACCUGGCGUCUCUACGGUACCGAACACAACACAAGCAUCAACUCCUCCGCAGACGCAGACCUCUCAGCAGAACCCUCCACCUGUGCAGGCCACACCUCACCCGUUCCCCACUGUCACCCCAGACCUCAUCGUCCAGACCCCUGUCACAGUGGUGCCUCCCCAGCCACUGCAGACACCCCCACCGGUGCCCCCCCCACCCCCUCCACCCCCGGCCCCCCAGCCCGUGCAGAGCCAUCCAUCCAUCAUUGCGGCCACCCCACAGCCUGUGAAGACAAAGAAGGGUAUUAAGAGGAAAGCAGAUACCACAACCCCCACUACCAUCGACCCCAUUCACGAGCCGCCUUUGCUGCCCUCGGAACCCAAGACCACCAAGCUGGGCCCACGGCGGGAGAGCAGCCGGCCUGUCAAGCCCCCGAAGAAGGACGUGCCUGAUUCGCAGCAGCACCCGGCACCAGACAAGAGCAGCAAGGUCUCAGAGCAGCUCAAGUGCUGCAGCGGCAUCCUCAAGGAGAUGUUUGCCAAGAAGCAUGCAGCUUAUGCUUGGCCUUUCUACAAGCCCGUGGAUGUGGAAGCACUGGGCCUUCACGACUACUGUGACAUCAUAAAGCAUCCCAUGGACAUGAGCACAAUCAAGUCUAAACUGGAGGCCCGUGAGUACCGCGAUGCUCAGGAAUUUGGUGCCGAUGUCCGGUUGAUGUUCUCUAAUUGCUACAAGUACAACCCUCCUGACCAUGAGGUGGUAGCCAUGGCCCGAAAGCUCCAGGAUGUGUUCGAGAUGCGCUUUGCCAAGAUGCCAGACGAGCCUGAGGAGCCUUUGGUGUCUGUGUCCUCCCCCGCGGUGCCACCCCCCACCAAGGUCGUGGCCCCACCCUCGUCCAGUGACAGCAGCAGCGAUAGCUCCUCGGACAGUGACAGCUCAACCGAUGACUCUGAGGAGGAGCGAGCCCAGCGGCUGGCAGAGCUCCAGGAGCAGCUCAAAGCCGUGCACGAGCAGCUUGCAGCCCUCUCGCAGCCCCAGCAGAACAAACCAAAGAAAAAAGAGAAAGAUAAAAAGGAAAAGAAAAAAGAAAAGCACAAAAAGAAAGAGGAAGUGGAAGAGAAUAAGAAAAGCAAAGCCAAGGAGCUUCCUCCCAAAAAGACCAAGAAAAACAACAGCAGCAACAGUAACACAAGCAAGAAGGAGCCAGCACCUGUGAAGACCAAGCCCCCUCCAGCAUAUGAGUCAGAGGAGGAGGACAAGUGCAAGCCCAUGUCCUACGAGGAGAAGCGCCAGCUCAGUCUGGACAUCAACAAGCUCCCGGGUGAGAAGCUGGGCCGAGUGGUGCACAUCAUACAGUCGAGGGAGCCCUCACUUAAGAACUCCAACCCUGACGAGAUUGAGAUCGACUUCGAGACACUGAAGCCAUCUACCCUGCGGGAACUGGAACGCUACGUCACCUCCUGUUUGCGGAAAAAACGGAAACCUCAAGCCGAGAAAGUGGAUGUGAUUGCUGGCUCCUCCAAGAUGAAGGGCUUCUCAUCCUCGGAGUCUGAGAGCACCAGCGAGUCCAGCUCUUCCGACAGUGAAGACUCCGAAACAGAGAUGGCUCCGAAGUCCAAAAAGAAGGGGCACCCCGGGAGAGAGCAGAAGAAGCACCAUCACCACCACCACCAGCAGCUGCAGCAGGCCCCGGGUCCUGGGCCCCAGCAGCCCCCGCCACCUCCCCAGCAGCCCCCGCCACCCCCACCUCCGCAGCAGCAGCAGCAGCAGCAGCAGCAGCAGCAGCUGCCCCCACCACCCCCACCCUCCAUGCCGCAGCAGGCUGCCCCCACGAUGAAGUCCUCGCCCCCGCCUUUCAUCGCUGCCCAGGUGCCUGUCUUGGAGCCUCAGCUCCCAGGCAGUGUCUUCGACCCCAUCGGCCACUUCACCCAACCCAUCCUGCACCUACCGCAGCCUGAGCUGCCCCCUCACCUCCCCCAGCCACCUGAGCACAGCACUCCGCCUCAUCUCAACCAGCACUCAGUGGUCUCUCCUCCAGCUUUGCACAACGCGCUGCCCCAGCAGCCAUCGAGGCCCAGCAACCGAGCCGCCGCCCUGCCCCCCAAGCCUGCCCGCCCCCCUGCUGUGUCACCCGCUCUGGCCCAGCCACCCCUGCUCCCGCAGCCCCCUAUGGCCCAGCCACCCCAAGUGCUGCUGCAGGAGGAAGAGGAGCCGCCUAACCCACCCCUCACUUCCAUGCAGAUGCAGCUCUACCUGCAGCAGCUACAGAAGGUGCAGCCCCCCACACCUCUACUCCCUUCCGUGAAGGUGCAGUCCCAGCCCCCACCUCCCUUGCCACCCCCGCCUCACCCUUCUGUGCAGCAGCAGCUACAGCAGCCACCACCACCUCCACCACCCCCCCAGACACAGACCCAGCCCCAGCACCAGCCGCCCCCCCGUCCUGUGCACAUGCAACCCAUGCAGUUCCCCACUCACAUCCAGCAGCCCCCGCCACCCCCAGGCCCACAGCCCCCGCACCCGCCUCCCAGCCAGCAGCCACCCCCACCACAGCCCGCCAAGCCUCAGCAAGUCAUCCAGCAUCACCCUUCACCCAGGCACCACAAGUCGGACCCCUACUCAACCAGUCACCUCCGUGAAGCUCCCUCCCCGCUUAUGAUACAUUCCCCCCAGAUGCAACAGUUCCAGAGCUUGACCCAUCAAUCGCCACCCCAGCAAAACGUCCAGCCGAAGAAGCAGGUAAAGAGCAGGGCUGGGCCUCGGCCCUCAGGGCCAGGCACGGGCCAGGGCCAAGGCUGCCUGCCCGCCUCACCGGCCGCCGUGCCUGUGCCGUCCCAGGAGCUGCGCGCGGCCUCCGUGGUCCAGUCCCAGCCCCAGCCCCUGGUGGUGGUGAAGGAGGAGAAGAUCCACUCACCCAUCAUCCGCAGCGAGCCCUUCAGCCCCUCGCUGCGGCCGGAGCCCCCCAAGCACCCGGAGAGCAUCAAGGCCCCCGUCCACCUGCCCCAGCGGCCUGAGAUGAAACCUGUGGAUGUUGGGAGGCCUGUGAUCCGGCCUCCUGAGCAGAACGCACCCCCACCAGGGGCUUCUGAAAAGGACAAACAGAAACAGGAGCCGAAGACACCAGUCGCACCUAAAAAGGACCUCAAAAUCAAGAACAUGGGCUCCUGGGCCAGCCUGGUACAGAAGCACCCCACCACCCCAUCCUCCACAGCCAAGUCAUCAAGCGACAGCUUUGAGCAGUUCCGCCGUGCAGCCAGGGAGAAAGAGGAACGUGAGAAGGCCCUGAAGGCGCAGGCCGAGCAUGCAGAGAAGGAGAAGGAGCGACUACGGCAGGAGCGCAUGAGGAGCCGAGAGGAUGAGGACGCACUGGAACAGGCCCGGCGAGUCCAUGAGGAGGCACGCCGGCGUCAGGAGCAGCAGCAGCAGCAGCAGAGGCAGGAGCAGCAGCAGCAGCAGCAGCAGCAGCAGCAGGCGGCCGCAGUGGCCGCAGCUGCCGCCGCCCCCCAAGCCCAGAGCUCCCAGCCCCAGUCCAUGCUGGACCAGCAGCGGGAGCUGGCCCGAAAGCGGGAGCAGGAGCGAAGGCGCCGGGAAGCGAUGGCAGCUACCAUUGACAUGAAUUUCCAGAGUGACCUAUUGUCAAUAUUUGAAGAAAAUCUUUUCUGAGAGCACCUAGGUGACUUCUGACUUUGAUUUUCUGGCAAAAAGUUGACUCUCCAUAGUGUUAGGGGCAGCAGCAGGGGCGGUAGCAGUGGCCAAGGCCUGUCUCCAGGCCUGGCCCUCGUGCAUGCUAUGCCGGGGCGGGCCUGACGGGCAGCUGAGGACUGCAGAGCCCGUCUGCCUUAUAGCCAGCCGGACGUCCUGCCACAUUCACAGGACAUCAGCUCAGAGCACGUCUCACCACGAGCAAGUGCCGGCCAGAUCCAAGUCCGCGUCCCCGCGUGUGGGCAGAGGCCCUACUCUCCGCCAAAUGUCUACACAGUAUACACAGGACAUCGUCGCUGCCGCCACCAUGACUGGUUUUCUGUCCCCAAGAACGUGACGUUCAUGACGUCCUGCCUGCCGGGAGUCCUUCCCCACCGCCCAGCCUCAGCUGCCUGCCCCCAGGAGACCAGGCAGGCCCAAGCAAGCUGGAGGCGGAAGAGGGCACCGGCCCACCCCCUUGCUGGCACUGACUUUGCCUUGAACAGAUCCCACCCCUACCCUCCCCCCACAAGCCUUUAAUCGAGAGCCGCUCUCUGUAAGUGUUCGCUUGUGCAAAAGGGAAUAGUGCCGUGGAGGUGUGUGUGUGUCCAUGGCAAUCCAGAGCGAGGUGACUGUCACACGUGUGUGGGCCGGCCUCGCCUGGUGAGUGAGGCCACCAACCAAAGUGAGUUCCUUCCCACCUGUGUUUCUGGGUUUGUUGUUUUUUGUUUUUUUUUUUUUUUCUAUAUAUAUAUAUUUUUUGUUGGAUUCUAUUUUAUUUUUAAUUCUUUCUCCUCCUCCAAACAGAAUGGCACUGCUUAUCUCCAAAAAGGCGUGAUCCUCUUCUCAUUGGGCAGCAGCUGCCACCGCGCUGUGGGUAGUGUGUGACCAUGGCUGUACUAUAUAGUGAAACAUAGUUGCAUAUCUUUGAAGUUUGUUGGUGACUCCACCAACCUGGUAUAAAAAAACAAAAUCCCACACACGCAAAAGAAACAAAACAAAAAACUGCCUAUAUUUUACUCAGUUCCAAACUUUAUCAGUCCAUUUUUAAUUAUAAAACCAGAAAACUGUUUUCUUUUCCCUCUCAACCCCAUCUGUUGGUUUGUUUUUUAACGUCAAAUCUGUUUUGAGUUUUUUACCAGAAAAGGAAGGGGUGGGCCAGGGUACAAGGCGGGUGUCAUGACCAUGGACUGAGGCAGAGGCUCCCAGCCUGGUGCGUGCCCACCCAGUCAGCUGCCACUUUCCCCACUUUUUUUUUUUUUUUUUUUUAAUUUUGUAAUUGGAUCCCUUGGAGAGGUUACGAGUGCCAUGAGAACCCACUCUACACCACAACGCUGGUGCCUCAGUGUUGGCCAAACUCGAGUCAGUGACUGGUUUGACUUUCAUAUGGUGAAUAUGCAUUUGGUCUGUACUGAUCAUGGAAUAAACACAUCUCUCUUUUUUAAUGCUGACGUCUCCCUGACAUUUCUUUGAACCACCUGUUGUCCAGGCCAGGCCUAGGAGUCCCCCAGACCAUGUCUGUGUAAGAACUCCCACAAAGGGCCAGCUAGCCCAUCUGUGGUCUGUCCCCACCCUCCUGAGCUGAAUGGGAGCCCAGGUACCCAAUCUUCCCUCCUGGGCAGGUGACAUGCUCCAGCAGAACCAGGCCAGAUUCCAGACAGUAUUCACCCUCCUUCAUCCUUGUCCCCCACUCACCAGGGAACUUGGACCGUUUCUCCCACCUUGCCUGCCUCUGCCUAACUUUUCAUUUAAGCUCAGGGUUACCCAGAUAUUCUUAGAUAAGCGUACAUCCUCCCAACUAGGAUCCUCCCUCACAUGCACGCAGAUGUGCACGCACACAUUCCUGCCAGAGAGAGCCCACCAGGCGGCCACCCUGCCUGUGUGCCCGUGAGAAGCCACAAGGCAAGCUCAGUCCCCAGGAGCAGCCCCUAGGAUGUAAGGUGAAAGUAUAUCAUUUAUGUGUAUGCAGAGAAACUAAUUGAAACACUUCUAGCACUGUAUUAACCCAUACCCCCCGUUUUUAAC